AUGACCGGGUUGGCCACGGCCUACUGGUUGCGACGAAGCGGAGUGAGCGACGUGCUGGUUCUCGAGCAGCGUGAUGGGUUGGCGCACGGGGCGACCGGCCGCAAUGGCGGUCACUGUUGGCCUUCUUUCACGCCCUUCUCUGAGUCCAAGCUCGAGCUCUACGGCAGGGAAGAGGAAGCGAGGCUGUCCGAGUUCAAGAAGCAGAACUUUGAGCUCAUCAAGGAGUUCAUCGCCACGCACGACGUCUCGUGCGAUUUCUGCAGCCACGGCUGCCUCGAGCUCGCCCGACACGAGUCGGAAGCCGUCUUCUUGAAGGACUACAUGGAGCAAGUCAAGGCUACCAAUCCCGACCUGGGCCUCGAGUGGUGGGACAAAGAGAAAUGCGAGCAGGAGGCGCACUCGCCGAGCUUCCUGGGCGGCUCUACCAGCCCACCGCGGCGUCCUUCUAACCCGGCGAAGGAAGAGGAAGCGAGGCUGUCCGAGUUCAAGAAGCAGAACUUUGAGCUCAUCAAGGAGUUCAUCGCCACGCACGACCUCGAGCUCGCCCGACACGAGUCGGAAGCCGUCUUCUUGAAGGACUACAUGGAGCAAGUCAAGGCUACCAAUCCCGACCUGGGCCUCGAGUGGUGGGACAAAGAGAAAUGCGAGCAGGAGGCGCACUCGCCGAGCUUCCUGGGCGGGCUCUACCAGCCCACCGCGGCGUCCUUCUACCCGGCGAAGGUCGUCUACGCCCUGGCCCGCGAGGCCAGGAAGCUGGGCGGCGUCCAGAUCAUGACCAACACGCCCGUGCUCGACAUCACGGAAGACCAGCCGCACCACUACCGCCUGCGAACCGCCAACGGUGGCGAAGUCACCACCUCGUGUGUGGUCCACGCCACCAACGCAUGGGCUCCCGCGUUGGCCCUCAUCACUUCGCCCAUCUCGCAGCUGCGCUGGCUGCGUAACUUGGCGUUCGAUGACGGCUUCCAGUACAUGAUCCAGCGAGAGGACGGGCGGAUCGUAUUGGGUGGCAUGCGCUGGGUCACGCCGACCAAGGAAAGGGACACGCUGGACGACUCGAUCUGUGUGAGGGAGAUCAGCGAGAAGCUCCACGAGUUCCUCGAAGAGAACUUCCCCAGCCUGCAGGAGGACAAGGGCCAAGGCGUGGGCGAGGGCAAGAUUCCGUUUCGGGUCGAGCACGAGUGGACGGGCAUCAUGGCCUACAGCAAGGAUGGGGCGCCGCUCGUCGGCCCUCUCACCCCACUGGCCCCGCUCGAAGGAGGAGUGCGCGCGGGUCAGUACAUCGGCGCGGGCUACACGGGCAACGGCAUGGCCAACUGCUUCGCCGCGGGAAAGUCGCUGGCCGAAAUGAUCUCCGGCCAGCUGCAGCCGGAGGACUGCAUACAAUGUCUGCUGCCCUCGCGCUUCUUCGACGACGCCAAGCGGAGGGAGAUUGAGCGACAGGCCGAGGAGGAGGACGACGACAAUGAAUGGUACUAG
This is a messenger RNA of Acanthamoeba castellanii str. Neff, 1479 nucleotides long. Its product is annotated as FAD dependent oxidoreductase domain containing protein. NCBI's taxonomy places the organism in Eukaryota, Discosea, Longamoebia, Acanthamoebidae. Gene Ontology annotation, molecular function: oxidoreductase activity. The record is from RefSeq and is a predicted model, not a curated record. The coding region runs from base 1 to 1479 and encodes 492 amino acids. The transcript has 15 exons. Gene Ontology annotation, cellular component: cytoplasm.